AUGGGGGCUGAGAAUUUUACUUUUGUCACAGAGUUCAACUUGGAAGGAUUGUCCAAACACCGCAAGACUCAGAUUCUCCUCUUUGUGGUCCUUCUUCUGAUCUACUCAUUCACCAUAAUGGGGAAUCUAGCGGUCAUCCUGCUGGUGAGGUCUGACUCGCGCCUCCACACGCCCAUGUACUUCUUCCUCACACACCUCUCAGGUGCAGAGAUCUGUUAUGCCACCAGCACGGAGCCACAGAUGCUGGCUCAUCUCUUGGCUGGAAAUGGAAUCCUCUCCUUCACGGGUUGUGUGGUCCAGAUAUUCGUUGUAUUGUUCAUGGGCACUGCUGAAAACUUUCUGCUGGGCAUCAUGGCCUAUGACCGCUAUUUGGCCAUUUUCCACCCCCUAUUGUACACCCUUGCCAUGAGCAAACGGCGCCAAUGGCAGCUUGCUUUCGCUUGCUGGGCAGCAGCCUUCCUUUUCAGUCUGACGUAUGUCUGCUGUACUUUCAGUCACUCAUACUGUGGUCCCAACUACAUUGAUCACUUUAUCUGUGACAUGCCAUUGGUGUUGAAACUCGCAUGUGAUGAUACUCAGAUCACACAGGCCAUCAUAUCUGUGAUGGCGGGGAUGGGACUCAUGAUUCCCAUUUCUCUUAUCAUGACCUCCUACGGGCUCAUACUGUUCUCGGUGUUAAAAAUGCGAUCAGCCUCUGGGCAGCGCAAAGCCUUCUCCACAUGUGCUUCCCACCUAAUAGUAGUGACUGUGUUCUACGGCACGGUCAUUUCUAUGUACAUGAUUCCUCGGUCAAGCACAUCUUCCCGUCGGGAUAAACAAAUUGCUGUGUUUUAUGUUGUGGUCACGCCACUGCUCAAUCCAAUCAUUUAUACUCUGCGGAACAAAGAUGUCCAUGGAGCAGUAAGCAAAGUGCUGUGGAGACGAAACCUUGACCAAAAAAUUUGA
Eublepharis macularius is the source of this 945-nucleotide messenger RNA. RefSeq names its product olfactory receptor 2D3-like. Bases 1 to 945 code for a protein of 314 amino acids. The record is from RefSeq and is a predicted model, not a curated record. Gene Ontology annotation, biological process: G protein-coupled receptor signaling pathway. The transcript has a single exon. NCBI's taxonomy places the organism in Eukaryota, Metazoa, Chordata, Lepidosauria, Squamata, Eublepharidae. Gene Ontology annotation, molecular function: olfactory receptor activity; G protein-coupled receptor activity. Gene Ontology annotation, cellular component: membrane.